Messenger RNA from Haemonchus placei, 549 nucleotides. The record is from the annotation of a GenBank genome assembly. Lineage: Eukaryota; Metazoa; Nematoda; Chromadorea; Rhabditida; Trichostrongylidae.
AUGAACAUCCGUUGUGCUCGGCCGGAGGAUCUUAUAAACACGCAGCAUGCAAACCUUUUGUGCCUUCCAGAAAAUUACCAGAUGAAAUACUACUUUUAUCAUGCUCUAUCCUGGCCACAGCUUUCAUAUGUUGCAGAAGAUCAUAAGGGAAAUGUUGUUGGAUACGUUCUUGCAAAAAUGGAAGAAGAUCCUGAUGAGGAACCUCAUGGCCACAUAACUUCGCUGGCUGUGAAACGGUCAUACAGAAGGCUUGGGCUUGCUCAGAAGCUUAUGGAUCAAACAGCUAGAGCAAUGAUUGAAACAUUUAAUGCUCGAUAUGUAUCACUACACGUGCGAGUAAGUAACAGAGCAGCACUGAAUCUCUAUCAAAACACUUUGAAAUUCACAGCCAGUGAGGUUGAACCGAAGUAUUAUGCAGACGGUGAGGAUGCUUACGCGAUGAAAAGGUGUCUUGUUCAAUUUGCUACCGAAAAUAACAUCGAGCCAGCUGAUAAGGAAACUUUUUUUGCCGUCAAGUCAAAUGAUGAGAAGAAAAAGAGUAGGCAGUAA